UUGAUUGAUUGAUUGAUUAAUUGAUUAAUUAAUUAAGGUGUCCAGUAAUGACAAGCCAUGCCAAAUGGGACGUGGAUGGUAACUGAAAGCCUGGGCCUGUCCAGUGUGGCAGCGGUCCCUAGUCUCUUCUGUCGGUUGAUAUUUUUAUAUCUAGUGUAUAUAUUUUUCUGUGUAGUGCCAGUGUUAUGCUUUUCCCCAUCACUUUGUGUGCCAACAGUCUUGACUCAGCAUUGCUGUAGCUCUUUCUCAUUCCUCUCAGAUGAAUUUUGUAUUAACACAGCUCCUUUGGAUUGAUUUAAAUUAAAAAAAGAGCAAAUGUACUCUUGUAAUCCACUGUAUUUGAAUGAUAAAACAGUUCAGUAAAUAAAUCUACUGUGUACAGUAUAUUUAUUCCCGAUUAGGUCAAAAUCCUCACAAGAAAUUAGAUUUUUGUAUUGUAUAUACUUAAAACAGACUUAAAAAAGUCUGAAAGACCUACGUCUGAUAGUAUUGCAAACACUGCAUAAAUAUCUAAUUUUGACUUGUUGAAUUAAGAAUUCAAUAUAUAUGGAUAUAUUAACUUAAAUGUUGAUUAAGGGAGAUGUGUUAGCCUGCAAGCUAAUAAGGUACAAAGAAAGGUUAAUUAUGCCCCCCAAAAUACAAAAAAAUAAAUUAAAAAAACAAUGUUUCAGCUUUUUGACAGUUCUGGAAAAGACUGAAGCAUUCUUCUCUUACUUCUUUUCAGUGUAGAAUUAACCUCUUUUUGUUCCUUACAAUGUACACAAAUGUAUAAAUUAAAAGAAUGCUACUAUCAACAUUUUAUCUUCAGUUUGUGCUCUGUUCUUCCUUUUACUGUAGUAUUCCAGAAUGUUUUUUCUCUAUUGUGACUGUUUGGUUUGUUGUCAUGGUAACUUCACUUCUAAUUCUUAACUUUUCAGAUUUCUGUAAAUUGUUUCAUGUGCCCAAAUAACCUGUCAGGAGAGGUGCGUUAUAAUAGUAAUUGUAUUCCAAUUUACAAGAAGAAGCUAAAUAAUGAGGAGUUUUCCAAAACAUAUAUAGAAAAAAAUGCAACCAGGAAUAAAAGUGAUCUGUGAAAAUAAAAUAAGCAGAAAAAGAAGAAUACGCUGAAGGGCAUUGUUUGUACUGCUAUUUUAUUUCAUUGCUGAAGAGUAGGAGACAAUAGCAUUUGCUCUGUUGUUGUGCAUAGUUGUGAUACACAGCCCAUGCUCCGGUAUGAUGGAUAUGUAUGAGAAUCUUGGGAUUGUGGGAGAGGGAAGCUACGGAUUGGUCAUGAAGUGCAAGCAUAAGGAAACAGGCCACAUUGUCGCCAUCAAGAAAUUCACCGACACAGAAGAAGACACGACUAUGAAGAAGAUAAUCACAAGAGAAAUCAAAUUCUUAAGGCUUUUUCGGCAUGACAACCUGGUGAACAUGCUGGAGGUGUUCCGAUACAAGCGCCGCUUGUUUUUGGUCUUUGAAUUCAUCGACCACACCGUUCUGGAGGAGCUGGACCGCUUCCCCUGUGGGCUUGACAGCAGACGACUCAGGAAAUACAUCUUCCAGGUUUUGCGAGGGGUGGAAUACCUUCACUCGUGCAAUAUAAUCCACCGGGAUAUCAAACCAGAGAAUGUCUUGGUGUCUAACUCGGGGAUUGUGAAAUUGUGUGACUUUGGCUUUGCCCGAGCGCUUGCACCAACAGGCGAGCCUUAUACAGACUAUGUGGCCACUCGAUGGUACAGAGCGCCUGAGCUUCUUGUUGGAGACAAAACCUACAGCAAGUACGGACCUGUAGAUAUCUGGGCCAUUGGCUGCUUGAUAAUGGAAAUGGCCACUAGUCAUGCCUUCUUAAAAGGGACCUCUGACCUGGAUCAGGUGCACAGGAUUGUGACUAAAGUAGGGCCUUUGACCCCCCAACAGCUGGAUCUUUAUUGUCAAAACCCGGUUUUUGCUGCAGCAACUCUUCCUCAAGUCCAGCUCCCCAGAGAGCCAAGGAAGAAAUAUCACAAGGUCACCCCACUCCUUGCAGAAAUGGUGGAUUCUUGUUUCCAGAUUGAUCCUCCUGAUAGGGCAUCAUGCUCUGAGUUGCUGUCCCAUCACUACUUCACUAAGGACCGAUUUCCUGAGAGGUUCGUUCCAGAGUUGAAGGCCCUGAUUGAAAAGGAGAGCAGGAGCUGUGGUAGACGGAGGAGUCAGUUCUGCGCUGGGGGGAAGGAGCAUCCAGACGACCCGCUGCCUUCUAGCAUGAAGUCAAGCAACAAGAAACAAAUCAAGGACAACGACAAGGUCAGGAAGUGUGAACCUAAACCGUCCAGAUCCAGAGUGGGCAACACAGAGGGGAGGAGGACAGAGAGAGUGGAGCCCCUCCAGGAGGAGAACCCCAUCACUCACAAAGCAGACUCCAAACCUGACCCCGGCCAGGGAAAGGCCCAGUCUCCCAUCACACUCGUCAUGCCCCCCAUCAACUCCUGCAAUAACCUGGUCAUUGCAGCCGCCUCCAGGCUGGAGGCCAACAUGUCCUGGGCCCAACAUGACAAUGUCAAGAGAAGACAAAGCCCCCAGCACAAUCCUGGACUAGCUGCUGCCUCUGGACAGGAGGAGGAGACCCCUGACAUGACACAGAUGCAGUAUACUUGCGCCAAACAUAUUGAGGCUGCAAGCGUAAUCAGAAGAGUGAAACCAAUGAAAGAUGUUCGCUUUCCAGAAUUACCAACAAUGACCCAGAAGGUGGCGCUAACGUUAACAGAAGCUAAGCAAGUGAAAUACCCGAGAAAGGAGCAGAGAAAGGGAGAGGACUCAAGAAUUCCAUCAUUAGUCCCAUUUGACUCCGAUCAAGGAAAACAACAGGUUUCUACUGAUACACAGAGUAGUCGUCACAAGGACAGCAGUACCCCCGAAUGAGCCACUUCCUUCCCGAAUAUGCAAUGCAAACAACUCCUUGUAUCUUGUUUUACAGGGAUUUUUUCCAUAAAAAACAAUUCAUAAAGUGAUAGUGCCAAUGCAGAAUAAAGUAUGAAUUUACAUGAAUACAAUAUUUGCUGCGUAGUUCUAACAUAG
Molecule: messenger RNA, 3033 nt
Organism: Lepisosteus oculatus (spotted gar)
Lineage: Eukaryota; Metazoa; Chordata; Actinopteri; Semionotiformes; Lepisosteidae
Source: RefSeq, a predicted model, not a curated record